Molecule: messenger RNA, 1305 nt
Organism: Penicilliopsis zonata CBS 506.65
Lineage: Eukaryota; Fungi; Ascomycota; Eurotiomycetes; Eurotiales; Aspergillaceae
Exons: 6
Coding region: 223-1125 (300 amino acids)
Source: RefSeq, a predicted model, not a curated record
CGCAGGCCUCCAGGGUCUGGCAGUCGCUAUAAAAUGAUGACGGGACAAGCGGGGGGGGGAAAGGGCAGGUGGUGAAGGAGGGAAAAACCGGCAUGGAAGGCUCCCUACCUGGGCGGUUAUAAACCUAUUCGUUUAAGAAAGGAGCUGAGCGGGCGAUGAUCUUCGCGCAAAGCACCCUUGCCAGAAUAAGACUAUGAGUUAAAAAAGCACACAGACGAUGCGAUGAGCCUUCGCUACGACCCCGACGACUGGCCGCUCCCCUCGCCCUCCCGCCGCGCCUCCAACCGCACCAGCAGCGUCUCCUCCUCCACCGUGGACUCGGAGACCAUCAGCCUGCUGUCGCUGUCCAACUUCCCCCCUCCGCCCGUCACGCCGGCGACGUCGCCGGGUAUCGCCCCGCGCAAGGCCUCGUGCCUGUCGUUGCUCGAUGAGACGGUGCGUCUCGAGCUCAAUCCGUCGGUGACGAUCUCCUUCGUUCGCAACAGCAAACUGUUCAAGUUGCGGUAUACCUUCAUCGACGUCGUCAAAGAUUCCACCGGCACGCUACGAUGUCUCGAGCUCGGAGGGGGGAUGGGGCAGUCCAGUGCCUUUCUACACAGCUUCCAAAAUACGAAGCUACCAGUCCCACACGUCGAACACCCAAAGCUCCCGAAUGAACCUUCUCUCCGCGUCUCCUUUCUGGACGAACAGACCGUCCAGUCAGGCACCACCGUCUUCACCACCCAACUCGCCUACACCUUUGAUACAUGGAUGGACUGUGUCCGAUUCCAAGAAGCGCUGCUCGCUUCCAAGCUCGUCUUCAUUGCCGGUAUCGCCGAGGCUCGCUCCAAGGGCCGCGGCGAGGAAUGCAUCAGCCAGAACAUCCGGGUGCUGUGCGGCCGCAACGACAAGCUUGUCCUCCUCUUCUUCGCCAACUCCCAGCGAAAAGAGCUCAAACGAUAUAUCUCUAUACCAAUCAACUGCAUUGAGAGCUUCCACCCCGGAAAACGGGCGGGUAAACCCGUUGUCUUGACGCUCCAACCCAACUUUGACCUCCUCACGCAUAUGAAGACUUUGCAGAUCGAGUUUCUCGAAGACAGCGAUCGACUCCGAUUCUGCGACUUUCUGAACCACCAACUACGCUAGUGGUCUUGCAUGGUACAUAGAGAGCAUGGCUGGCGUUUGUUUCUUUUCUUCUUUUUCCUUGGCAUGACAUACCCACCACUUUUUAUUUCGCUUAGCUAGAUUUGUAACGAGCACGUGGGAAGAGUGUACCUUUACCUUCUUACUCUACCUAUAUAAUAUAAACUAUAAUCAACCAUAGAC